Messenger RNA from Conger conger (European conger), 2279 nucleotides. RefSeq lists its product as uncharacterized. Bases 520 to 1368 code for a protein of 282 amino acids. NCBI's taxonomy places the organism in Eukaryota, Metazoa, Chordata, Actinopteri, Anguilliformes, Congridae. The record is from RefSeq and is a predicted model, not a curated record. The transcript is spliced from 3 exons.
AAUAGGACCUAGUCAAUCAACCAGUCUAUAUAGUUUAUAGUAUUUUGAAUAGAUGGUUUUUAGAAAAAACUUCACUGUUGGAGUACAGUACAUCCCUUUAGCAUUCUGCAAUCUUUUUGUUCAAACAAACUAAUUGGGUAACUACAACAAGCGCAAAGGUUGUAAUCUGUCUGGCUGCUCUAAUCCAAUCACAGUUCUCCUCCUGGAGAAAAGCAGGUCAGCGGAAGGAGUCAGUAACUGGCACUAUUGAAGAUAAAUGCAAGCUUUAACCCUUGGCGUGUCUCAGAGUGACGUGAAGAAGAGGCUGAAGUCCAGUGGUGACUGAGCUUAAGAGCUCUGUGGAAGACUCGGCACAUCACUGGACUCUGAAUCUCAGAGCGCCAACUUGGACUGCCCUGUUUGUUGUCUCCCUUGAGCUGCAGUCAAAGUACAUUACGAGUGGGAGCAAGCUGCUGUAGCCCUCAGCACGUUCAAUAAGUAACUCACUCCAGGAGAGGCAAGAAAGCACAGUGUAGGUACAUGCGGUGUAACAUGGAGAGUACAGGGGUCUGGCUGAGGUGUCUAUUGCUGUCUGUUCUCUGUUUGAUGGAAGUGCACUCCAAACUGCCUCCUGCAAAGAACACCCAUGUGCUUUCCCCUGAAGAACACAAACUAGUGCUCAACUUGGGACUUAAAGAGUUUCCUGGUGACUGUCAUGAGAUCUGGCAGAGCUCUGGGGGCCACGCCCGAGAUGGGGUCUAUCUGAUCAAGCCAGCGGGGUCCCUUAUUCUGGUCUAUUGCGCCAUGCAGGAUGGGGGUUGGACUGUGGUGCAGCACAUCACUGUCAACAGCAGCGUGGAUUUCGACCGUACCUGGGACGAAUACAAGCUGGGCUUUGGCGCCCUCACCGGUGACCACUGGCUGGGCAAUGAAUACCUCCACCAGAUCACCAGCAGAGCCGGCCGAUUCAAGCUGGGGGUCAAGCUGGUGGACAAGGAUGCGGUCACCAAGUUUGGCGAGUAUGACCCGGUCCUGGUGGAGAACGAGGAGGCUCAGUACCGGCUCCGUCUCGGCCUCUUCCAGGGCACGGUGGUGGACGCCCUCACGCAGGACCCCGAGAACUAUCUGCACGACAACCAGAAGUUCACCACCAAGGACCGCGACAACGACAACUACUUCCAGAACUGCGCCAAGCUGGAGUUUCAGGGAGUGCCGGGAGGGGGGUGGUGGUACGAUGCCUGCGCUGGGGCCAACCUCAACCGACGAAACGUUCUCUACUGGCAGAAGGACUGCAGCAAAGAGCAUAUAUGCAAAUAUGCCUGGAUGAUGGUGAAGCCCUCAGAUAUGGUGACGGUCAUCAAUGGGAAGUGUAAGAAGGAUGAGCUGUAAUUAAAUUUGGUGAAAUUACUCACGUGGGGAAAAAAAAAAUUGCCAUAAUUUUCAAAUUAAUUGCGAUAUAUUUGGCAUAUAUAUGCCAAUACAGAUCCAUCCUCAAAUAUAUUUUCUAUUGUUAAAAUUAUAUGAAAACUGCCCAUUUUAAUAUUCUAGUGCCAAUAUAAUAUUGCGAAAUAUAUAUUACAUGUAUGUUUUUUUCCAUGUGGGAAAGGAGGGGAGGGGUUGCCAGCAGCACUCACUUGAGAGUAUUAUCCGUGAUGUAUUUUUCCACUUUUGAGUAGAGUACUUUAUCUAUUCCAUCCUAUAAUUAUGACUUGGGUCCCAAUCACCAUUUUUAUCCAUGGUGUUGAGUUAAUUAAACAUUAAAAUAAACAUUUCGUAGUGUGAGAAGCAAUGUUUGCAGAGCCAAAAUAUAAGAAUGAUUCUCAUAAAAUAACAUUGCUAAUUGCUUUCUUUAAAUAAGGCAUAAUAUAUAUUUCAAUUUGAAAAUACACAGGUACAUAGUCACAAAAUACAGAAAAAAGUCAAUAUUGACUGAUUUGUCGCAAUACACCUGUAAAACAUGAAAAACGUGUAGUUCAUCAGUACAAAAAUGUGUGGAAAAUGCUUCACGUACAAUGUUUUAAACACAGUGUGCCUGUGUUCUAUUCUGCUUUAAAUGAUGUCUUUCCAAGAUUCAAUUGAAAUGCUUUUUUCCAGAAAGAUCAUGGAUAAUUAUUGAAAUGUGAUUAAGCCAUUCAUUACUUACUUGCAAUGUGGAUCAAAUGUUUAAGUAUGUCAAUUUGAAUAUGUACAACUGAAAGUGGUUUGGAUGUGAUGCGCGAGAAAUAGAGUGUAUUUCCUGGAACAGUAAGGAAGAAAAAUAAAACAAAAUAAAGUAAAGAGGCAAACUUGUAUUGAUAAAU